UGAUGAUACUGGUUUAUUUGGAAGAAGAGUUUAUUUAGAAUCACCUUCACUUGACAACAAAGAUGAAGACGAUAUGUACAGAUAUGUACCAAGUCGUUUAAGUGAUCAUCCAUCAUCCAUUGUUGGCGCAAAGGUUCCAGCACCUACAGGUGAAACUCUUAUAGAUUCACUCGAUUUUGAAUUAGAUCUUCUUGGGGCAACAAAUACACGACAUGCAAUACCGUAUCCAACAAAUACGCAAUUAUUACAAGAACCAAAACCACCAAUCCCAUUGACACAGUUAAACAAUACAGUAACACAAUCUCCAAUGGCAAAUUUGCGAAGAGCUGAUCCUCGACAAGAUCCACUUCUUGGUCCAUUACUUGCUGAACUUGAUGUAAUGUCUACUCAACAACGUUUACCACAAACGCAACCAUCACCACCGCCUCCUAUCUAUCGACGAAAUUCAGUGCCUUAUGAACCUAAUGUUAGUCGAUUACCUGGUCUAUCGCAAACCAAUCAGGCUUCAACAACUACAGCAAAUCGUACUGUUAAUGAUGCACUACUUGAAGCUGAACUUUACGAUUCACUCGAUCCCCGAAAUCAACAAAAUCCUCCUAUUCAUCAACGUCAGCCAAUACCAUUUUCUGCUCCAAAUUUAAACUCAUCAAAUCAACCUCAACCUCAGCAACAACAACAACAACAACAACAAAGGCAAUUACCACCUCGUUCAUCAAAUAUGAAUAGUACAGAUAUAUUUCUGCCCUCAUCCUAUGAUAAUGGACCAGGAUCAUUUUUAAGUCAUUUUGGUCCAGAUGAUCAAUUAUUUCAACAACCAUUAUUCAAUGCUAUUGGACAAAAUUAUGUACCGAAUCCAAGACCACCACCUCCACCUCAACCACAACAACAACAGCAACAACAACCAUAUGAGCAACGAGAUUCAACUUUUGAUAAUUCAUAUGCACGAUUAUCUCCACCACACCGUACAGCACAUGUUCCAUCUCAGCAACCUCCAAAUAAUAAUAAUAAUCAAUAUCAACAACAACCACCACCACCACCACCUCCUUCAAAUCGACAAACAGCCUAUACGAAUAAUAAUAAUAAUAAUAAUGAUCCAUUUAGUGACUAUCAGGAUAUGUAUGCCCCAUCUCAAUAUCAACGUCCACCACCGACACAAAAACAACAAUAUCAAAGACCUCCAUUACCUCCACAACAACAACAACAACAACAACAACAAAAUUAUGAUGAACAAAUCCUACGUUCAUCUUAUCCUUCAAAUAAUCAAGAAAUGUUUUUUACUGAUCAUAAUGAUGAUCAACUUGAUCAACUUUCUUAUCGACAACAACAACAAGCACCAUCCUUGACAAAUCAACGUAAUGUUGAUCAACAACAAGAACAAGAUACAAAACGACAAGCUAUUUGGAAUGAUUUACAACGUACAAAUGCUAAAGUUCAAGAAAAAAAUGCAAAAAAACGUGAAUCAGCUAAUCGACGUGAACAAUUAUUAAAAGGUACAUUUAAUUCAAAUAAUGCAUGGAAUGGAAAUGGUAGUCAGCAGUCUUCUGCUCAGUCAAAACAAGGUGGAAAUUCACCGCCACAACGUCGUCCACCACCUAUACCACCUGUUUCAAGAACAAAUUAUAUCGAAGAUAAUAUUGAUAUGAUUAAAAAUAAAGAAAAUUUUUAUCAUCGGUAUCCUGCUAAGAAAUAUGAAAAUUUAUAUUCAAAACGAAAAGAUCUUGGUGGUGGUGGAAAAAAUGAACAAAAUCAAAAUCAAAAUCAAAGUCAAAAUCAAGAAUCACAAAAUGAGUUUGAGCAAACACAAUCAUCAACAUUAAUUAAUAAUUCUUCAACAUAUUCUAAUACACAACAGCGUCCUAGUUUACCAGUAACAAUCAAUUUAAAUCCAGGUGAUAAAUCACAAACUGGAAAUCUUCCAGCAUCAGUUACAAUACCGCUCGAUAGUCAUGUUAGUCGUGUAGGCGAUAAAAUAUCCGUAAAUAUUGAUUUACGUCUUGUUGAUUUACAAAACAUUAAGCAACAACAACAACGAAAUAGUGAGCAUCCAGAUUGGUCUGGUUUAGAUCCAUUAGAUCGACAUAUACGAAAAUUAGAGCGUAGUAUUGAUCAAUCUUUACCACAAACAAAUUCACCAACUGAUCGAAGUCCAACAUUAACAAAUCCACCUGUUAAUCCAUCCAUGGGUCGUUACGGUAAAUACACAACAGGUGUUGGUCAAGGUGGAUAUAGUCCACCUAGUUAUAGUAGUGAUUAUUAUAGUUAUAGUGAUAAAGGACGAGAAGAAGAUUCUUAUUUGGCUAAAAUGAAUUUUGCGAAACAAGGACCACAUUUUAAACCAUAUACUGGUCGUGAUUAUGAACAAUUUAAAAAAAAUAAUGGUUUUGGUAGUGGUUAUCUUGGUUUUGAUUUUGAUAAUCCUAAUUAUAAAGAAAAAACUGAUAAAUUAACCAAAACAAAAGAAUAUGCACAACAAGUUGAACUUCGUAAUAAGAAAAAAUUAGCUGAAGCUCCUCGUCGUACAUUAUCAGAUACACGAAUACCAAAUGACGCAUCAAAAACACAACGAGCACUUGAAUAUGCUCGUGUAUCAACUCGUCAUAAACCACCAUCAGGUACAUCAACUCGUUCGACUCCACCUAAUAUGAAUGGAGGUGCUCCUGGUCAGCAGCGUCGACCAACUGAUGUUGCUCAUCGUCCACCACCAACACAAAAACCAUCAAUAAAAUUUGCACAAAAUGAUGAUAAUGAACUUGUUGAACGUUUAGCUAUGCGUCAUGAACGUGAUAAAGCUCAAGUACAAGGUAUUUUAAAUCCAUCACAAAAACGACGUGAACAACUUUUUGAUGAUGAUGAUCGUCGUGUAACUGAUAUUGAAAGAUUAGCACAAGAUCGAGCUAAUCAAAGACGUUUAUCACCACCUAGACAAUUACCUCCAACAGGAUUAGCAGCAAAUGGUAAUGCUCGACGACCAUUAAGAUUUGAUAAACCACUUGUACCUGAUGAAUCAACAUAUCCUCCACAACAACAACAACAACAACAACAACAAUAUCGUCCUGUUCAACAGCAAUCACAACAGCCUCAACCAACACAUGUCGAUGAAUUAGCUAAUCGACAUCAUGACGAAAAAAUGCUUAUGGAAGCAAUUCGUCAAGAAUUAAGUGAACGUCCAUUAGGCGACGACGAAGAAUUAAUUGUUGUUGAACAAUAA
Molecule: messenger RNA, 3208 nt
Organism: Rotaria sp. Silwood2
Lineage: Eukaryota; Metazoa; Rotifera; Eurotatoria; Philodinida; Philodinidae
Source: the annotation of a GenBank genome assembly